Messenger RNA from Lodderomyces elongisporus, 873 nucleotides. RefSeq names its product mitochondrial 54S ribosomal protein uL5m (gene mrpl7). Gene Ontology annotation, cellular component: ribosome; cytosolic large ribosomal subunit. The record is from RefSeq and is a predicted model, not a curated record. Gene Ontology annotation, biological process: translation. Gene Ontology annotation, molecular function: RNA binding; structural constituent of ribosome. The coding region runs from base 1 to 873 and encodes 290 amino acids. NCBI's taxonomy places the organism in Eukaryota, Fungi, Ascomycota, Pichiomycetes, Serinales, Debaryomycetaceae. The transcript has a single exon.
AUGCAGAGGUCUUUUGUACGUCAGUUCUCGAGCUCAAGGGUGGCUCUAAGUACCAACUACUCGACAGUCUUGCCUGUUCACCAUUUGGUCAAGGUUGAAAAAGCAAAAUUGAAGCCGGAUUUGCAAAACUUGAUAUUACCUACCGAUGAUAUCCGCUCAGUGAAAUACAAGCCGACAGAGAUUGCACAAGAUCGUGUGGCGGACCACUACAGAAACACUUUGGAGUCAGAUCUCAUGCUUCAUUUCUACAGACACAACUCAAAGAGGCUUGUGGGUAACAAAUUGAGAUCAUGGGGUGUUGAUUCUCCAUAUAAAUUAUACAGAGGAUUAAGAAAACCUGCUGGAGGCACAAGACCAAUCAAGGAUAUUGUACCAGUGACAAAUGAAAACGUACCAAAAUUGACCAGCAUUGUUGUUCAAUCUUAUAACAAACACACAGCGGAACACCCUUGGCUAAACAUCUCCAAUAGAUUGCAAUUAGCCGUGAUGACCAAUGUCAAGCCCAAAAUAGUAUAUGGUAAACUGAACAUCUUGAACUGGAAAGUAAGAAGAGGAAGACCAUGUGGUGCCAAAGUAGAGCUUUUCGAUAGAGAUAUGAACCAGUUUAUCACGACUUUGACCGAGUUGGUCUUGCCAAGAAUCAGAGCCCUUAGAGGUAUUCGUCCAACUUCGGGAGACAGAAACGGUAAUAUCAGCUUUGGAUUGAAUGCAGAGGAUAUGCAAUUUUUCCCCGAGUUUGAACACUAUCAAGAGAUUUUCCCAAACUUAAAUGGUGUACACAUUACAUUCAAGACAACGGCACCAACCGAUGCACAGGCAAAGACCUUGUUAAGUACGUACGGAUUUGUUUUUAGAAACCAACGUCGUAGAUAA